CACCUGUAUUUAACGUUUUACUCCCAAAGUAGGCUCCACUAAAUAUGACGUAUUGACAGAUAUUUUGUAUUUAUAAUUUAUUUUUAUUUAAUGUAGAAUUUACAACCAAAAAAAGUCCAAAAUAUGUUAUUUUCCCAGUUUGUUCCUAACUUUAUGUUGUGGGACAGAUGUUCAGGGAGGGCUUUAUUAUUGUUCACUUCUCUGCCGCCAAGGGAAGCAAAGACAGAGAAGAAGGAGAAGAAGAAGAAGAAGAAGAAGAAGAGUCGUAGCAGCUCCUCUGGCUCCUCUGGCUGCUGUUCUGCAGGAAUCCGGAUAUGAUGAAAAUGUUUGAGGACGCAGCUGAACUCUCCUCAGAAAAAAACUGCCGCCACUGACCGUCGAAAGCGUCGCGAGGACUAUUAUUGAUAUACUUUUGAAUGCGUCAACAACUGUCUGGAGGACAAAGUGGGACAGUCUGGGACACACCGGCUAAUAAAAAGUUACAGGAAAAGUUUUGGACGCGAAGUUUCACCAAGUUUUCUUUCCGGGGAAAAGAGUGAGAGGAAGGAAGGAAGGAAGGAAGGAAGGAUGGGAAGAAGUCGAGUUUGAAGCGAAGGAGUUGACAUGUUUGAAAGCCUGAGCGGAUGAUGAGACAUUGGUUUUCGCAGCGCUGAGGUGCUGAAGGGAAGGGAGGAACUUCUUUCUGUGUGUCCCCAAAAAGACGACUGUCUCAUGUCCAAGGAGACCGUCCUUCCAGGGCCAGGGAAGGGCCCUCAGCAAGACACAAGUCCCCUGCUGCUGCCAGCGUCACAAGAUGAAUCGUCAGGAAGAGAACCGUCUCCCAGGAAACCAGCCGCCGAAGGACACGUGACCGAGGAGAAGCCUAAUUACCGCGAGCCCGUAAGAACUCAACCCCAGUCUCAGCCAGUGGCCUCGGAGCCUGCCGAGGGAGACUCUGGCAGGGACCAAAAUGGCUUUCGCCACAACAGCACUGGCACGCCUGCGCUGAGCAACGGCAACGGCAUCCACACGCGUACAUGCUCCUGCGGUGCCAGCAUCAGAACGGACGCCGCCACAGGCGGGUCAGGCCCUGGCACAAGAGCGGCGGCGACCGCGGCGACAACGGAGCAGCCGUCCACGCCUGUGUCGCAGAGGGUGCAGAGGAAAUUGAGGUCCAGCUUGUCAGUCAACAGUGACAGCAGCCGGCGCAGUAAAGGCAGCUCCACGGGAUCACAGAAACCUCCUUUACCAGAGGACUGCUGCGUCCACUGCAUCUUGGCCUGCCUCUUCUGCGAGUUCCUCACACUUUGCAACAUGGUGGCGACGCAGGCCUCGUGCGGCGCGUGCACGCCAGAGGCCUGCUGCUGCUGCUGCUGCGGCGACGACCUGGGCGACGACUGCAACUCCCCCUGUGACAUGGACUGCGGCAUCAUGGAUGCCUGCUGCGAGUCUUCAGAUUGCCUGGAAAUCUGUAUGGAGUGCUGCGGCAUCUGCUUCCCCACAUAGGGAGGCCUGCGCUGGCAUAGACCAGCAGCGUGUCUCUGUGGGGGAUAACUGGACUCUGGAUGGAAGAAUGGAAGGAAACUGCUGCUGCUGUCACUUUGAAUUCAGCAACAGACAGAGGGAACGUGUGUGUGUGUGUGUGAUGGUGAACAUAUGUGUUUGUGAAUGUCCUUUUUUUAUGUGUGAUGAAGUGUGUGUGCAGUAGUAGGUAUGGCUGAGUAAAGCAUGCUUUGAAAGAUAUAUUUUGACACUGGGCUUCUCCAUCAAACCAGCUCAGCAGGAGCUAGAAGAAACUCCAGAUAUAUGAGCAUGUCUCUUCAGUGUGUAGUAAGUUGUUUCUGUUAAAGGCACAAUGAGUAGGAUUUGUUGCUUGUGGUUUGUAAACAACAACAUUCAAAGUCGCCCCGGCUCAACGAGGGCUGCGGUGCUCACCAGCGGGUGAAAGCCAAACCCAGAUUCACUCUAGUUUUUGAACGAGCUUUGUCCGCUUGGCGUUUCGCCUUGCUAUAUUUGCAUUUUCGGCGCUGUUCCCGCCAUUUUCGUAGCUUCCUCUUGGAUGGAUGCUUACAAUCUAGCACCUAGUCGCUACAUUUUUAUAGAGUUUGAUGUCCAGAAACGUCCCAAAUAGGGAUGUGACGGUGAGGAAAUUUUCCCACCGUUCAUAAACUUGUGACAACACCGUUGUUCCCAAUUACACCAGCGCUUACUUUUAUCUUUACCGUCGGGUGGCUGUGUGUCUGGCCUCUCGGGUCAAGUCUUCGCUGCACAGCCGCAAGUUUCCGUCUGGCUGCGCUGCGCGGUACACACCGUCUGUGACCGCUCCGUCCUCCACACGGCGAUUGCCUCAUUAAUGUUAUGAUUACCUUAUAGCAUUGGGUUUAACUCCGAAAUAUUGCCAAAUAGGCACUUUUGCUUUUCACUUUUCACUUUUACACCAAAUCUUCCGCCAUCAUCUUGUCUGUAAAGUCUCUCUUGUCCCGUGUGUGUGAAAUCCGACUCCUGCUACUCUGUGUUGAGACUCCGUACGGAGCAGGCACUUUCGCUUUCAGUUUGUAGCGUCCGUCGUCCGACUAUCUAACACGGCACUGAUACGCGGAAAUUAACUUAAUCGGUUUUAUUUCUUUAAAAACAUCAAAAUGACGGUGGGGGGCAGUGGACAAGUAAUGUAAUCGGUGUAUGCCCGAACGCCCUGUAACACCGGUAACAUGGACUACCGCGGCAUGCCUAGUUCCAAACAGCAAAAUUAAAAGAAAAGGGAAAAUCCGGGCAGAGGGCCGGGUCUCUGGAGGUACAGACACAGCCACACACUUCUAGUGGGUCGUCAGUGAUGAUUUUGAGGGAUUAUUUUUGUAUGAGUUUCUACAUUGUUUUUUUUUAAACUCCUACUCAUUGUGCCUUUAAAGUAUUCUAUCCUUUCCGUAUUAUCACAGACUGCCUUAAAGAUUUUAUUGUUACAUCAGGAAUGCUGUCUAAUUGUAUCUUAUCCUUUUAGUCAUUUUGACGACCAACGUGUUGCGUACACUAAACAAAAUGAUUUAUUUACUCUGAUUUCAUUUUCUAUACUUAUGUUUGUUUUUUUUUGAUGCUCAAAAAACUGAGGUUGCGGUCUUAGUACUGUACAACACUGUAAAAGGUUUAUGUGACAGUUCAUACAUUCUUAGUUGCAUCGCUGUUGUUUUGCAACACACAGACUUUCAUUUACAGUUAUCUACUGUAGCACUGUAGAGCAGUUGAAACUGGUGAAAUAUCAAAGGUGAAUCAGGACAUCACAAAUGCUACAUUCUAUAACCAAAAGUAAAUAAUGUGCCUGUUUUAGGAUGCUUUUACUUUUAUAUUUCAAGCAUUUCUUUUAAUUGAAGUGGCCUGUUGUUACAGAAAAAAAACUGCACAAAAUUGCUGAUAAGCACAUUUACACGAUUUACAUUUUACAUGUUUGCUAAAUCAUGCUGGAAGGUCUGUGACAACAUGUUUUUACCAAAGAAUCUCAUCUCUCUCCUGAUUUGGCAGUAUUUGAAGCCUUGGGUUUACUGGAAAUACAGCACAGAUACUCACAUUUUUUAAUGAAAAAAAAGAGCUCACGGCAACGUAAAGAAACAAUGUGUACAGCUUUAUUUCUACGAGAGUCCUCCUCUAACGUCGGCCAUCAACGAUUAGGCUUUGUCAGCUGGUCCGAGUCUUUUCUGUGAUGCUGUUUUACAUACAUUCUGUGUAAAGUAUGACUUGUUGAACUGCACUCCGUUCAUGUGGGGUGUGAUACGGAAUUAAAAAAUGGUGACCCUGGUUGCCAUAUAAGCGGCUUUCGGGUAUCAAGCCCAGUGACUCACAAUACAAAAAAGGAAUCACGAACUGUCAUGUUGAAAUGGUAAACUAAUGCAGGGUAAAGGCAGUUUCCUUCCCCUUUUUUUUCCUCCCCCUGUUCCUUAAUUCUGUGUAUCUCGAGAUGAGUUAGCGGUGAAUCACCAGCGGAGUCAUUUUCUUGUCUUGGAGAUCCGCUUUGAUGUUGUUUAAGUGAUGAUACUUAGUGCUGGCCUUCAUUAGCACUGCUGGCUAACUGGUUACAAAAAGAUGUCCCUUCCUAACGCCAACAACGAUAAUGUGCUGUCACGUACAGCUCGACUUAAUGGUGCACUGUUAUUGUGUGUGAGGAGGUCGGAUAGGCACCUCUGCAGCAGAUAAUGGGCAGAAAGUAAACCUCAUUUUCAUGUUUCUGAUUAACUCAUACCAAGAGUGUCAAGAAAACACCAUAGAUAAUGUGAAGAAUUCAUCUAAAAAGAGACAAACAUAUACAUGUAGCUACAGUAGUUGUCCUCUUAUACUAUACUGUUGUAUGUUUUUUCUCCUUCUGUUGCCUUAACACUUGAUCCUUCUCGUUUUCAUCUCGAUGCAUCAUUCCUCAUCUUGGAGUUCAAAGCUCAUUUUUCUUAGUUUUGUACAUUAUCUUCAAUCUCAAAGAGAACAAUUUUUAAGAAAUAAAACAUUUCCAAAAAAUG
Molecule: messenger RNA, 4472 nt
Organism: Sebastes umbrosus (honeycomb rockfish)
Lineage: Eukaryota; Metazoa; Chordata; Actinopteri; Perciformes; Sebastidae
Gene: mdfic
Product: MyoD family inhibitor domain containing
Exons: 5
Coding region: 712-1485 (257 amino acids)
Source: RefSeq, a predicted model, not a curated record